Molecule: messenger RNA, 830 nt
Organism: Temnothorax curvispinosus
Lineage: Eukaryota; Metazoa; Arthropoda; Insecta; Hymenoptera; Formicidae
Exons: 6
Coding region: 346-765 (139 amino acids)
Biological process (GO): sensory perception of smell
Cellular component (GO): membrane
Molecular function (GO): olfactory receptor activity; odorant binding
Source: RefSeq, a predicted model, not a curated record
GCGACCUUGAUAUUUAAUUUACUAAUUCCAUUCACGCCAAAAAUAUUGGAUAUUGUAAUUCCGCUGAAUGAGUCACGGCCAUUGGCAUAUGUAUAUCAGGCUGAACAUAGAGUGGACAAAGAGAAAUAUUACUAUCCAAUCGUAUUCCAUUCUUAUAUUACGUGUAUCAUUGUAGUAGUAAUUGUAUUUACCGUUGAUACUACAUAUCUAAAGUGUGUAUUGCAUGCUUGCAGUCUAUUUACAGCUAUCAGCCAACGUCUUGAAAAUAUUACUGGCGAGGCAGACACUAUAUUAGAUGAUUACAAAAAAAUACAUUCAGGGACGCAUUAUCAUUUAGGAAUUUUCAUGGAGAAAAACAGUUCUGCCGGAAAUGAUUAUAGUGAAUUGAUGACUUGCUUGAAAAAACAUCAACUUGCAUUAGAACACGCUCAAACGUUGGAUUCCAUGUUCACUCAAGCGACAUUAAUUCUUCUAUCUCUGAAUAUGGUGGUAUUGAGUGUGAUCGGAAUACAGUUUGUCAAUAACCUGACGCAGGGAGAAAUAAUAAAAUACGUUUUUGUAACUUACGGUGUAUUUAUUCAUCUUAUAUACAUGUGUAUUCCCGGACAAUUGCUGAUAGACCGGAGCGGAGAAGUUUUCGACAAAGCAAGUCUCGCUCCGUGUACACUCACGGCUGGAAAGAUGUUCGUUAUGUCCACGACUAUGUGCAGUUCGGUGAUGCGAACUGCCAUGUCAUAUUUCACGGCUUUUUUAUCCAUAAGAUAAGGAUAUGCGACUGCAAAUAUAUUAUGUAUAUCUUCGCACAAUUAUAUUAUCUAGGAAAGUCAUUA